AGCCAAACAAACAACAAUGGUAUCUUCUUCUCUUUCCUUUCAUUCCAUCGCCGCCGCCACCGUCAACCCCAUCUAUGCUGUCCGUUCAACCUUCCGCCGCAACAGCCGCCAAUAUUUCUCAACUGGAGUGAGUUGCAGAGGACAGAGUCCUCCUACUAACGAGCCACAGACAACAACAAGUAAAGGAGGAGGCGAGCCGGAGAAUGUUCUGCUCAAAAUCGCUUGGUACGGCUCAGAGCUACUCGGAAUCGCCGCUUCAGCUUUCAGGUCUCCGGCGUCUCCUCCUCCUCCUACUACGACUGAGCAAGACUAUGAGAUUCCGGUUGAUUGUUCGGGACGAGCCGUUCGUGUAGCUGUCGUGGACUCGAUCAAACACGACUUCAAGCGGUCGUAUUUCGUCACAGGGGACUUGACGCCGGCGGUGUACGAGGAGAAGUGUGAGUUCGCUGAUCCAGCUGGUUCCUUCAAGGGACUUGCUCGUUUCAAAAGGAACUGCACUAACUUCGGAUCAUUGAUUGAGAAAUCAAACAUGAAGCUAAUGAAAUGGGAGAACUUCGAGGAGAAAGGAGUUGGGCAUUGGAAGUUUAGCUGUGUCAUGUCGUUUCCAUGGAAACCCAUUCUCUCAGCUACCGGUUACACUGAGUAUUACUUUGACAUGGAAUCCGGAAAAAUAUGCAGACAUGUGGAGCAUUGGAAUGUCCCUAAGAUUGCUUUGUUCAAGCAACUACUGAGACCUAGCCGUGGACUAAUGGGGACGACACAAAACUAGCAGUGCAGUGGAUGAUGAUGAAUGUUGAAGUCACUUUUUUCUUUCUUUCAGAUUCCACUUUUAAAAACAGUAAAUAUAUGAAAUUUCCCUUCUUUGAAGUUAUAUGGAUACUAUCUGUAAUUAAUCUAUCGAAUAGACAUGCUUUAAGCUCAAUAAUAAGAUCAUAAAGUUAUGAAUUUGCAUCA
Messenger RNA from Brassica oleracea var. oleracea, 954 nucleotides. RefSeq lists its product as uncharacterized. The coding region runs from base 17 to 769 and encodes 250 amino acids. The transcript has 5 exons. The record is from RefSeq and is a predicted model, not a curated record. NCBI's taxonomy places the organism in Eukaryota, Viridiplantae, Streptophyta, Magnoliopsida, Brassicales, Brassicaceae.